This is a messenger RNA of Athalia rosae (coleseed sawfly), 6382 nucleotides long. It is a transcript of the gene SPG11, whose product is annotated as spatacsin. Lineage: Eukaryota; Metazoa; Arthropoda; Insecta; Hymenoptera; Athaliidae. Gene Ontology annotation, cellular component: synapse; cytoplasm; axon. The record is from RefSeq and is a predicted model, not a curated record. Bases 263 to 5662 code for a protein of 1799 amino acids. Gene Ontology annotation, biological process: axo-dendritic transport; axon extension; synaptic vesicle transport. The transcript is spliced from 20 exons.
UCUAUUGUAAGGUCAGCUCCCACUGCCGCUGACUGCCGUGACCCUGAAACAAUUCGUAACGAUUAUUACGCACGCGUACACCGUUUGGGUUUUGUCCGUUCUGUCCAGGCUGAUGCUCAGUGGUGAUUGAAAGGAGCGUUGAAAGUGAGUUUAGGUGGGAUUUGAACUUGAUUCGUGAGCUCGCCUGAUCGUUGAGUUCGAAUGUUACGCUGUUUCGACAGGUGUCAUUUACUUCAUCAGAACGUAAGACUUCUGAAUCACAAUGGAAACUGUAGGUGGUAUUCCAGUUGAAUGUUUGACUGGUGAAUUGGUAGGAGUGUGGUCCGGCUGGCGCACACUUGGCGAUCGUGAGGUGGUCAGGGAAGCUGCAGCUAAAGGAACCCAUAUAAAAUUAUCCCAAAAAUGCUUGGCAUCAAGAAGGCACUGUUCGCUCAAAGAGGCACAAGCUUAUUUUGAGCGCGAAGUCAAUUUGUGGAUAGAUGAGCUGCUCGCCAAACAGCAAGUUUUUAGAGCAACACAUAUCAUCAAAAACAUGGGAAAGGACCCUGCAGAGCGCAUAAAUUCAGUCUGUGUUAACAGCACGGAUCCAAAACUUAGGGACUACUUGUGUCAUCAUCUGCAAAAGAUCGACGGACUAACAGAACGAGAAACUAAGGCAUGGUGGCUCAUAAAAUUAAUGGAUGAAUACGUAGCUGCCUAUUCAAUGGAUAACAAUCCAAUGUCCAACGAGUCCAUUCGAUAUGUAAUCGAUAUGCCAGAUAACUACAAGACUGUCUUGUGCACAGAUCUUUAUUUCUGUACAUUUGACGCUGAAAUAUCUAGGAAUAUAUCCGCUCCAGUAGCUUGGGACUAUUUAUUGAUGACGAAUAAACUUAACAUUCUCUCGGUAUGGAUCAAUAUCAACUACAACAGUCCUUUAGAACCUGUUCCUCUUUACCUGCUAGACAAACACAUUGUCGAUAAUCUCCAAAGAGUCCUGAGUGAUUUGAAGAUUACGCAAAGUAUGGUGGAUUCUGUUCAUGAAGCAGAUGCUGCUGAUGUCAUCAAAGAAUUGGUCCUGGAUCGGCUGGCUAGGCGAGCUGUUUUCACCUCCAAAGAAUCAAUUGGCGUGAAACCAGUAUUGAACAGAUUGUUGAACAAUGGAAUUGUGCCUUCUAAAUUUGAGGAGAUUCUCAAACAGAAUAAUUCAACCAUCAACCCCAAAAAUUUCCUUCCCAAGCUAAAUAUUGGACUAUAUUCAAAUUCUUACCUAGAAAAUAGUGUGAUGCAGGAAGUUGACGAGAAUAACAGAAAGCUUUACUCUGCACUAGAAUACAUGGCACAGAACUCGGCGACUGUUGCAGUAUAUGAGAGCUGUGUUUUAUCAAAUGUUGAUUGUGCAACCAUUGAUGAUUACUGGGAUAAGAAUCCACUGGUCCUUUUAAAUUUGAUAUUUUCCCAAUGUAAUGUUGAGCAGAUUUCAAUACACAAUACCGAUUCGUUUACAAUGAUGGACCGCUGGUUACUCUCAGGAAUUUUGAACAAUGACAGAAGCUUUUCUGUUAGCUCUCUAGAAAUAUCUAAAAUAACGCUUAAGCGUGUUGUUCGGAAUUUUCCGCAUCUGGGAAAUGCUCUGUGGGGAAAUAUUCACCCGCAAGAGAUGAGUAUGUAUGAUCUACUGGAUGGUUAUGAGAAUUUCAACGUCCCACAAGGAUUUGCAUGGCGACAUAAAGACCGUGAAAUGCCGACAUGCUGUACAGAGUAUCUUAUAAAAAAAUACGGUCACAAAGAGAAGCUGACUUACAUCAACUAUCUUAGGCAGGGGAGACCCAACAUGGCUACCAGAAUCCUGCUACAUGACCUAAAAAAAUUUCACCAAAAUAUAUCAUUAAAAAUGAAAUGUCAAGCUUCUACCAGGGCCCAUGCUCUUGCGCUGAGGAACGCAGACCUCCCAGAAGUCACUUCAGCUUGUGUUUCUUUUAUUGAAAUCAUCGGCGUUGACUCGGAAAAUUUGCGAUUGCAUCUCACCAUUACUCAACGGAUACGUGAAGGACUUGGUACGUCGGUUGGCAAACAACUGGAAGCAAUACUUUUCAACGACACAUCAAAUUUGAAUGUUCUAACACUGCAAUUGGAGCAGUGUUUCAAACAGCAUUUGAUCGAAUUUCUUGACAAAAACACCGAACAGUUGAUAGAGGCAAUUAGAGACUGGGAUGUGAUUGUAAGGUUCGCUCAGGCCCAUAAUAGUCCACUUCCAAAUUUCUUCCUUCGGUACUUAGCUAGCAGAGAUCUAUGGUUUCAAUUUCUCCUUGUUGGGCAGAUAUUUAUAUACCCUGUAGUACAGCCUUCAAGUUUUUUUCGACAGAUGAUCAGUUUGGCUAGAAAAUUUGCAAACCCUGAUCUCCGUGAUCAUCUACUGGCUUGCCUAAGUAGUUUGGAGCUACCGACGAUUCACACGACUGAUGGAGAAUCGAGAAGCCAUGACUUGAGCCAAUCACUGUAUCCCAAAAUUGCAUCAAAGGAGAAUGAAUCUCGCAAUGGAGAUCUCAAAACAUCGAGGUGCUCUAAUGAUAUAAAGAACAAUUAUUCAUCUAACAAUGACCUUUGGAUGACUAUCUUAAAUUGCCACAACAGCCAAGACCCGCCUGGAUCGCUGCUACGUGCCGCAAGCUUCCACAGGUCACCGUUUCUCAUUGUUUUGGCCACUUGCUAUGAGCCGUCAUCUGUUGCCGCUUACUGGUGUUCGUGGACGGUGAUAGCAACUAACGAUACCGCGAUCAUCUCUGACUACCAAGACUGCCUAGAAUGCCAAGUCUGGACCGCAGAUAGAGUGUUGCAACUAUUGAAACGAUUAGUUUUGUCAGGAUUUAUCAAAACUAUGAGUAGGGGGCUGGAAAUUUUUAUGCCGGAAAAUCCCUUGCAGCUCUUUGCUCACUUUUUAAUGCAUUCUGUUGACCUUGGAGAUUUCGAAUCUGGAAAAAAAUCUUUAAAGGCCUUCAAAAGUGCAUGUUCGACUUUGGUCUGCAAUGCCAAGAUCAAUUGGAUGGAUUGCGAUUCGUCGUAUUUGAAGAACUCGUACUGGAUUGUUUUUGCAGCUGCUAGAUGUGCGGUUGUUGCUCUUGCCCAUCGUUUUUCCAAUACUAUCUUGCGAAUAGAGUUCCUGGAUUCUCUCUGCUCGUGUCAUUUUGCCGAUGAACUACCAGAAGCUUCAGACUUCCAACGUCUCUUGAAAGUCAUGGAAAUCCUUGUUGAGACAGACGUCACGCUUAACUUGGGCCAAUUUUCCGAUUCCGAAUGCUCGGAUGUGAUCGACGAUGAGCUGAAGAAAUGUCUAGCCAAAUUGGCGGAGAGUGAGAAUUAUAAGGCUGCGCUACAAUUGUGUGAAGCUGUGAAGUUUGAUUGUUCUGAGAUAAUUACAGCUCAGUGGCAUAAAAACUUUGCUAAUAGCCGUGACGUAAGCGGGAUGUCGGCAAGCAGCCUUUGGAAAAGCUGUGCCGAUGAUUUUUACAAAUAUCAUGUCAAACAUGAUGUUGCGGCUAGUUUUUAUGUCGAGCAUGCUGAGAAAGUCGCCUCGCACAGGGAAAGGUUCGAAAUACUGAGGCUAGCACUCGAGACCUUACAAGAAACUAAUACAAAUCGGAAAAUUAUAGACAGCAUAGAAAUGGCAAUGUGGAAAUCCUGCUUUUUAGCUGGCUCUGAAAACGUGUACAUCAAUGAUACACCUGUAGCUUUUAACAAACUGAAAACCGAACUGAUGUCUGGCUUAGUAGAUCUUCAAGUACGAUGUGAACUCAACGAUCCUUAUGAGAAAUUAGCUGUGGAGAAACUUAUCGAUCGAUUCAUUGACGUCGGAAAUCUUCAAACUGCACUCAGGAUCGCAACCAUCUUCAACCACAAACACAGGGACUUACAAAUCUUGAUGCUAUGUCUCAGUCUUGCGGAAGAAGAAAUCAGUCCUUACCAGUUAACAACCCAGCAACGGAUGCUAUUUUCGACAAAAUCACGAUUGAAGAAUCAGUGGCAGGUCCCCUACAGACGCAAAGGAUUGCCUAAGUCGUGUUCGUUAACUUCACUUCAAAAUAUUUCUGAUGAAGCAUCCCAGUUUGCCACUGAGACCGCAGAUUCCGUUUUAAUCGAGCAGAUCAAACUUGACUGCAUUGUGCAACUGCAAAAGUUGACCGAGAUUCUAACACACGGAGUGACCGUUGGCCGGAAGGUACUUCUUUGCUACAGGCUCUCCGUUUAUCUCUGUAAGAGUUAUCAAACUCUGUUGACACUCGAUGAUCCGAUUGCAUUCCUUGAAGAGAUAGUCGCCGCCAAAUACGAUUAUAAACUGGAAGUGGUUAAAGAUGUUGUCGCUGCUUAUUCAGUCAACAAUAGACAGCUCGCCGAUUUUCUUUCUGAUAAAAUUAUCACGACAAUCACUAGGCACACAGAGCGGGAACACCCUGACCAGCCAAUGACCAUGUGGGGUUACGCGUUGGAUGGGAGUUUUCACAUAGUAACAGAAAUAUGUGGCGAACCAUCUUUACUAGGAUCCAAGCUGCUCGAGGCAACUAUGAGACUACUCGGACGUUCCCAUGGGGAGAAUCGCGAUGUGACCACUCUCAGAGUAAUCGUUGAGCUCCUGAUAAAAUCACAUGAUUGCUUCACCGCUGCUUGCAAUAUGGAAGGCAUCUCGUUGAUCCUCAGAAAGUCUCAGCAGCUGGCUAAUUCUCUGCAGAAUUUAAAGGAGUGGGGAUUGCUCGUACGACUUCUGACCGGUGUUGGCAGAUUCACAGAAAUGAACUAUAUUUUGCAGAUACUUAAGGAGAAUCAGCAGUUUGAAUUUUUACUGAAAGGCAAAGGACUCGAAAAAAUUCCAGGACUGAAAACUGCGCUCCUUGACUUCCUCAAGGGAAACUCGACUGAGACAAAGGAGCUUUUCAAUAUGGUUACCAAUCACUUCCUACUCUACACAGAAAUUGCCCUCACCUGGGAGCAUGAAGCCAAAGAAGCUAUCAAUAAGUUGUUUGCCGAAGCAAAAGCUGAAUGCAAAAAUCAGGGAAACAUGAACAUAGCGGAUAUAAGGCUGACUAAGAAUGUUGAGAAUGAAAAGCGUCUGCAUCUCGCAAUGGUUAACUACACCCACGCUACGGAACAUUAUCUCCGGGACAACAAGCUGACUCUCGCGUACCAAUGUUGCCACCGUGCAGAAUUGGUGGCACUGCAAAUAUCAUUUUUUCAAUCCGUGAACCAUAAUCAGCAGGUUCCCUGUGUCCUUGACCUAAGUAGUGCUGAAAUCGACAGACUCAUUUCAAAUGACUUGAGUUUUUCCCAGGCCAAUAUUCUUGUACGAGCUUACAAUCAUCCUGUUGACUGGGGAAUCGUGAUAUACAAUCAUUGUGUGCUCCGGUGCGACACCAAGUACCUGAAAGAUUUUUCAACUACCAAUGAACUAACCGUUACUAUUGUUAGGGAUUCUGCAAGAAGGUACCAGGCAGAAAAAAAAAUCACCAAACAAAUGGCAGAGGCCAUGCAACUGUUAAUAUCAUUGUUGAAGGACGUCGAGUGUAAAUAUACUCUGGCAAGUCAGUUAGGGUUUAAAAAUGUGAUCGAAACGAUCCUGGCAAACCCUUUGGUCAGCGCUUAUCUAAAAGAUACAGUUUGGAGAAAGGGAUACACAAGCACCACCUUUGACUAGAUCCGUAUCACGAGUUAAGCAUAAUGAAACAUAACUUGUUCACUGGCUUCUACCAAACCUUUACCGAAGUGAACCUGCUGAAUCGUUGUAGUCGGUUUUAUUGUUGUGUCCUAUGGUGUAUAUCCUAAUCUCUGCAGAUCAAUUAAUAAUACCCAUAAUCUGUAAGUAUACUUAUGAGUAAACGUACAUCUUGUUAUACAAAAAAAAAAAAAAGCCACAACCAAAAUCAAGAUUGGACGGUGUAUUUGAACCCUAUAAUUACCCUGAGAGGCAUAAUGUGAAGUUACAGAACCAUUCCAAGUAGGACGAUUAUGAUCGUAAGUCAAUUAAUCAGGGUAAUCAUUGGAUACGGUAGAAUCUUGGUGCCUAAAUCUGUCUAAGGGUUGUGAUGUAUGAUAAAUGCAACUAUGAAAUAUUCGUAGGCAACUACUUCGUUAAAUUUGUCGAAGACUGGGAACCCAGACAAGAGUAGUGAAGCUUCCAUGACGUUGAUAUACUCUGGGUUAUCCUUCUUACAAGCUUUGACGGUUGAAAUAGUCUGCAUAAUGAUUUGAGAAUGGUAGAUUGUGCUGCAUGGAACACCAGGAACACUCGCGAUUCCACAAUCGCACUCGCAAUGAGAUCGAAUUACAUGCAACUAGCGUGAUAAACCCUUCAGAAAAAAUCCGUUGUGAGAAAACAUGCAUUUUUCUAUUUAAUAAAUCCAUGUAAUAUUCUCAA